Ziziphus jujuba (common jujube) is the source of this 1056-nucleotide messenger RNA. RefSeq names its product glycine-rich cell wall structural protein 1.0-like. Lineage: Eukaryota; Viridiplantae; Streptophyta; Magnoliopsida; Rosales; Rhamnaceae. The record is from RefSeq and is a predicted model, not a curated record. The transcript is spliced from 3 exons. The coding region runs from base 1 to 1056 and encodes 351 amino acids.
AUGGCCAAACCAGCGCCACACCGGCCGCCGGCUAUGGAGGCCGAUCCCGACGCGUCGGCUGGCCAUUCGGUCGGAAAUUUGGCUGCCGGUGUCGCCCAGCUGCGGGCUUUCACGUCGGCCGGCGCGUGCGUGGUUCCGGUGGCCAGAAAAAGUGGUGGAGGCGGUGGUGCUUCUAGAGGAGGUGGCGGUGGAGGUGGUUCUAGGGAUGGUGGAGGUGGUGGUGCUCCUAGAGGAGGUGGCGGUGGAGGUGCUUCUAGGGAUGGUGUAGGUGGUUCUAUGGAUGGUGUAGGUGUAGGUGGUUUCGGGGAUGGUGAUGGUGUAGGUGGUUUAGAGGAUGGUGAAGGUGGUUUCGAGGACGGAGAUGGUGAAGGUGGUUUAGGGGAUGGAGAUGGUGUAGGUGGUUUCGAGGAUGGUGAUGGUGCAGGUGGUUCUGGGGAUGGUGUAGGUGGUUCUGGGGACGGUGUAGGUGUAGGUGGUUUCAGGGAUGGGGAUGGUGUAGGAGGUUUAGGGAAUGGUGAAGGUGGUUUCGGGGACGGAGAUGGUGUAGGUGGUUUUGGAGAUGGUGUAGGUGUAGGUGGUUUUGGGGAUGGUGAAGGUGGUUUAGGGGAUGGUGAUGGUGUAGGUGGUUUAAGGGAUGGUGUAGGUGGUUUUGGGGAUGGUGUAGGUGGUUUUGGGGAUGGUGUAGGUGGUUUUGGGGAUGGUGAAGGUGGUUUCGAGUAUGGAGAUGGUGUAGGUGGUUUAGGAGAUGGAGAUGGUGUAGGUGGUUUAGGGGAUGGUGGUGGUGGUGAAGGUGGUUUCGGAGAUGGUGAUGAUGGUGGGGGUGGAGGAGGUGAAGCAGGAUACCGUGGAGGUGGUGGUGGCGGUGAUGGUGAGGGUGGUGGUGGUGGAGGAUACCUUGGAGGUGGUGGUGGCGGUGAUGGUGAGGGUGGUGGUGGUGGUGGUGGUGGAGGAUACCGUGGAGGUGGUGGUGGGGGAUAUCGUGGAGGUGGUGGUGGUGGUGGAGGGCGGGUAAAUAUUGGAGGGAAUGGGAAUGGGAAUGGGAAUGGAGGCAGUUGA